ACAUCUUGAGCUUGGUGAUUGCUUGAUUGGUAAUGAAGCUAUCGAGAAGAUAGCCAGCAACUGUACUAAUUUGAAAUAUCUUAGUUUGAAGGGGUGUAGAAGGAUUAGUAAUGAAGUGCUGAAAAAACUCAAUCCAAAAAUUAAAAUCGAACAUCCAGAUUAUUCUGAUGAUGAAUUCUCCGAUUCUGAUUUAUCUUCACUUAUUCCAAUCUUUACCGGUAGACAAAAUGGGAUAGCUAUAACCAGAGGGGAAAAUCCAGUAAAAGCAUUAAUUAAUAUAUCGUCAAAGUUUAAUACCAUUAGCAAGAGCUUUUUCGAUAAGCUUAAAGAAGAUUAUGGAAUACGUGAUCUUGUUGAGAAUCUCUAUGGAGAUGUAAUAGGUGAAAUAAAAUGUUUAGAUUUGCAAUUUUGCUAUAAAGGAAAGUGGCGAAGUUUAGAUGGUACCGAAGUAAUAGGCUUUCAAAUUCGCAAAAAUUCAUCGUUCGAUUUGGUUUUGGAACAAGAAUGGUUAUGGAUGCGUGAAGCAAAAAUAAGCUUUGGAUAUUCUUCCAAAACCUGUGUCUGCCAUGCUAAAAUUGUAAUCAAUGGUAUGAGUAUCUCAUUAAUCGAAGAAAAUAGUAAUAAAGCCAGCUCUAGUAAAAAUAACUUAUCCCAUUCUGAAACAAAAAUCGAUAAAUCUGAUCUAAAUUUAGAAAAGUUUAUAGAUAUGUUUAAGAAAUUAUCUAUAGAGACUAAUUUAUCCAGUUUCGAUUCAGAAUCUACAGGUUCAGACUGGUACGAUCUUGAUCUAAAAAAACCGAAAGAAACGCAUCCAUAA
Racocetra persica is the source of this 817-nucleotide messenger RNA. The record is from the annotation of a GenBank genome assembly. Lineage: Eukaryota; Fungi; Glomeromycota; Glomeromycetes; Diversisporales; Gigasporaceae.